GCAUAAAUUGUCCCUUUAUUUAACAUAACAUCAAAUUAAAAUAGUUAACUUGGGCCUUCACAUUAUUAACUAAAAGAAACAUAAAAAACAAUUACUUCAUCCCCCUCCUUUUUCUUAAUUGAAAAGUUUACGUAUACCGAUAUUGCAAUCUGUCUUCUCCGGCGCUCAUCACAACCACAACACCACCGUCUUUUUUUGUUUCUCUUUCUUCUUUUUCCAACCCCUCUCCGGAUCUGCUGCUGCAACCCCCCCCCCCCCGCCCCUCCAAACAAUUCAUUCUCCAUUUUCAUUCAUCUGUCUCAAAUAAUUUGUUUAGAAAAAAGAAACCCAUUUCCUUAAGGAUGGAUCUUGGUGCAGAAGAGCUUCAAUUCUUGUGCAUUUCCGACAUCCUCAAGGAAUCAAUUUCCAUCCCCAAACAGUCUCCAAAAACCUUUUCCCUCGUAACUCUCACCUUAAUUUUCCCUCUCUCAUUCGCUAUUUUAGCUCAUUCUCUCUUCACCCACCCUAUCCUCUCAGAGCUUCAAACCGACCCCACUGCCCCUGCCUCCGAUUGGACGAAGCUCCUCAUUUUCCAAUUCUGCUACCUCAUCUUCCUCUUUGCCUUCUCCCUCCUCUCCACGGCCGCCGUCGUCUUCACCGUCGCCUCCCUCUAUACCUCCAAGCCUGUCUCUUUCUCCUCCACCAUUGCCGCCAUCCCUACAGUUUUCAAGCGCCUCUUCAUCACCUUUUUAUGGGUUUCUCUUUCCAUGCUAGUCUACAACAUUGUCUUAUUGGGGUUUCUUAUUCUUCUCAUUAUUGCCAUGGACAUGCAGAAUAUUUUAUUGUUACUAUUUUCAGUGAUGGUUGUGCUCUUGUUGUUUUUGGGCAUCCAUGUUUAUAUAAACGCGUUAUGGCAUCUGGCCAGCGUUGUGUCUGUUCUGGAGCCUGUUUACGGUUUGGCUGCCAUGAAGAAGAGCUAUGAGUUGUUGAAGGGAAAGAUUGGCAUGGGUUUUGUUCUUGUUUUCUGCUACUUGGCUGUCUGUGGGGUGAUCAACAUGUUUUUUGGGGGAAUUGUGGUCCAUGGCGGCAAUGAUUACCGGGUGUUGACUAGGAUUAUGGUUGGCGGUUUCCUUGUUGGCUUAUUGGUGAUUGUGAAUCUCGUGGGGCUGUUGGUGCAGAGUGUAUUUUACUAUGUCUGCAAGAGUUAUCAUCAUCAGGGGAUUGAUAAGAGUGCACUGUAUGAUCAUCUUGGCGGAUAUCUUGGGGAGUAUGUGCCUCUCAAGAGCAGCAUUCAGAUGGAAAACUUGGAUGCCUGAUGCAAUAGUUAUGUUCUAUAAUCAGUACAAUAUAUACAAUUCGUGUAGCUUUCAUGUAGAAGAGAAGAAAUAUAUAAAGUGAAGUUUUGUUAAAAGGUGAGUGUUUUGGGAUGCUUCUAUCGUUUGUUGCAAUAAGAACUGGAGGUGGUCCUUGAUCUUA
Sesamum indicum (sesame) is the source of this 1455-nucleotide messenger RNA. RefSeq lists its product as uncharacterized. Lineage: Eukaryota; Viridiplantae; Streptophyta; Magnoliopsida; Lamiales; Pedaliaceae. The record is from RefSeq and is a predicted model, not a curated record.